CCCUGUUUUUACAGAAAACAAAAGAUUUUGAAAUGCUUGGAAAAAUUGGGUGACUGCUCGAGACUUUGAAUGCCUCUGCUAUAACGGAUUUCCUCUUCAGUCUCUCUCUCUCUCUCUCUCUCUCUACCUAGAUACAUCUGUAUGGAGGGAUGAGAAAAUUAGAGAAAGACUGAAUCCUUUCGAAGUUCGAGAAUUUGGGGAUUUUUGUGUUCAGGAACAGUUCCCUGGAGUCAAACUGUUUGGUAUGAAAAGCUUGUUAUACUUUCUGAGGUUGGAUGGUUGUUUGAUGAAUGUCUCUUUAGAAGCGUGUUGAACGCGACAUCUGAUUUUAGAUUCAGCUGUUUUUGGGAACAUUAAGGAUCUUGGGAGGUCGAGAUUUUAAUGCACGUGAAGUUUUGAUCCGUAAUUCUGAUUAAAGUAUUUGUGGUGUGUUAUGGAUUCGAUCAAUGAUGAUAAUAUUGGGGGGACUCUGAUACGACCCUGCAACUGUUACAAAGACUCGAGCUUAAAUGAAACAAUCCUGAAUUCGAAUGAAAUAGCGAAUUUUAAGGAUCGGUAUGUUCUUGGAGAUCAACUGGGAUGGGGGAAAUUUGGCAUAAUAAGGGCUUGCACGGAUAAGUCAACAGGUGAAGUUUUGGCUUGCAAAUCUAUUUCAAAAGAGAGAUUGGUCACACAAGAUGAUGUUGGUAGUGUGAAGCUUGAGAUAGAAAUCAUGACUAAGUUAUCGGGGCAUAAAAAUGUUGUGGAUCUAAAGGCAGUAUACGAGGAGGAGGAUUAUGUGCACCUUCUGAUGGAGCUUUGUGCUGGUGGAGAGCUUUUUCAUCGAAUUGAGAAGCUAGGGAGAUUUUCCGAGCAUAAGGCACGGGUUAUUUUUCGACAAUUAAUGGAAGUGGUCAUGUAUUGUCAUGAUAAAGGUAUUAUUCACAGAGAUUUGAAACCAGAAAAUAUCCUCUUAGUCUCAAAGUCUUCCACCUCUCCUAUCAAAUUGGCAGAUUUUGGUCUUGCAACAUACAUCAAAUCUGGACAGGCAUUGCACGGUACUGUGGGAAGUCCAUUUUAUAUAGCUCCUGAGGUAUUGGCAGGAGAUUAUAACCAGGCAGCCGAUGUUUGGAGUGCCGGAGUUAUUCUUUACAUUCUACUUAGUGGAAUGCCUCCCUUUUGGGGGAAAACCAAAUCAAAGAUCUUUGAUGCUGUUCGGGCUGCAGAUCUGCAUUUCCCUUCUGAUCCUUGGGAUCACAUUUCAGCGUCUGCCAAGGACUUGAUCUCUCUAAUGUUGCGUGUUGAUCCUUCGAAAAGGGUAACUGCUGAACAAGUUCUCGCUCACUCCUGGACGAAGGAUUAUACGGAGGAAACUGAAGAACCUUAUGUACAAGAUAAUCCUAAUUAUCCCCUGAUAGAAUUAGGUGGAUAUUCCUUUUCCACCCCAUACAUCGAUAGAACUCAGGAUUGCAGUCUCAAUGAUGGAUCACCUGCAAGUGUCGAUGGCAAAGAAGAUUCUCCCGUCUUCACAUGCAGGACAUCAUUCUCUUCUCCACUUAUUGGCCAGGGUACUCCUGCCUCAAUGUCAGGAGGCUUUUCUUUUGGUAGCUACCGUGACUCUAGUGAACCCAAAUUCUCAUCCCCAAUACGCUCAAUGCCCAGCUUUACCUUUUUUAGUCCUAGCCAGGCACUAGAACAAAGCAACGAGUCUGUAAGUUACAAGGCCAAGUGUUCAUUGAUUGAUGUAGAUUCAAGUAUUGGACAGCUAUUCAUAUUGCCAGAUCCUGCAGAGCGAAUUCAGUACAAGUCAUGCGAAGUCGAGCCCCAAACCAAAUUUCACCGGACAGUCGGAACUUGUGGUUCAAAGAGUUCAAGCAUGCAGAACAAGAGGAAUAACACUAUUAGUCUUGGUGAGCUUCAUCAACUUGAUCUUAUAGCGAGCGAGUCAGUGAUCCGGUGGGCAUCGUGCACACAAAUUCCGAGCGCCACAUCCUUGAUAUCCUCGCUCGUCUGCUAGAAAAAAUAAAUUCGGAAACCCUUUUUUGGGCUAGAUGGAAUGAACUUGUAUUUAUUAAUGGAUCAGAUCACCAGAUUCUCUUAGUCGCUGUGGGUCGUUAUGGCUGCAUCAUUGUUUGAUUGUUGUGACGUAAACAGUGCAGAAUAUGAUGCUCUUUCCUAUUUCACACCUAAGGGGAAGUUCAUGUAAUGCAUUAUCCCUGGGAAUUUAACAUAGAAAAUUUUCAACAUUAUUUAUUUUCAUUCAUUAUUUUUCAUUUUUGUAUAAGCUUGCUUUAUGCAAAUCUCUUAAUGACCAUUCUUGAUA
Messenger RNA from Olea europaea var. sylvestris, 2302 nucleotides. RefSeq names its product calcium-dependent protein kinase 26-like. The transcript has 5 exons. Lineage: Eukaryota; Viridiplantae; Streptophyta; Magnoliopsida; Lamiales; Oleaceae. Gene Ontology annotation, molecular function: ATP binding; calcium-dependent protein serine/threonine kinase activity; calcium/calmodulin-dependent protein kinase activity. The record is from RefSeq and is a predicted model, not a curated record. Gene Ontology annotation, biological process: peptidyl-serine phosphorylation; intracellular signal transduction; protein autophosphorylation. Gene Ontology annotation, cellular component: nucleus; cytoplasm. Bases 434 to 1996 code for a protein of 520 amino acids.